GGAGUUCAUUGAGCUCUUGCAUCGGACGACCGCAGACUGAAACUCGUACACCAAUCUGAAACACAACAAUGCAUUCUACCAUGAUCCUCCUGGGUGUCCUCCUUGGCUUGCUGACCCAGGCGUACACUCUACCUGUUAAGAAUUCUACAGGAGUACAUGAGGGAAAAGUGAGGUUGAAAAGGAAAUACUCAGAUGAAAUCACAGACCGUGAGGAAAUGAAUGUAAUGGAUCAAAUCCUGGAGGUCAACAGCAGAUUGCGAGCCCCUAGAGGACUGACAUUCAGAGAGGGAGACAUUGCCAGCUCAUACAUACGGAGUGCGAUAACCUGCCCUGGCAAUGCCUGUCUGUGGCCUAAAUCAGUUGAUGGAUUUGUUUAUGUACCAUACAUCCUCUCUCCACUAUAUGACGACAUGGACAGAAUCACCAUAGAAACUGGGAUGCAAGACAUUUCCUCUGGAACAUGCAUUAAAUUUGUUCCACGCACUCACGAAGGCAGCUUCCUUGACAUUCAGCCAAGAUAUGGCUGCUGGUCAUUUCUGGGGCAGACUGGGGGAAGCCAGACCUUGUCACUUCAGACUCCUGGGUGCAUGUGGUCAGGAGUGGCCGCCCACGAGUUCAUGCACGCUCUUGGUUUUGUACAUGAGCAGUCCCGCUCAGACCGAGACCACUAUGUGACAAUUGUAUGGAAAAACAUCAUGCCAGACCACAUCCAUAACUUCAGGAAACAAGUGACAAACAAUCUCAACAGCCCAUAUGACUACAGCUCUAUCAUGCAUUAUGGAAGAUACGCUUUUUCUGAAGAUGGUGGACCAACAAUAAUCCCAAGACCAGAUCCUUACAUUCCCAUUGGCCAGCGAGAUGGACCCAGUGCUCUAGAUCUUCAUAAAAUAAAUGUCCUUUAUAACUGUGGUGCCAAUGAGUAACUGGAUCCAGAGCAGUGCUUUCUGUUAUUCUGCCAUAUCUGUUAAAUCUGCUCUCAGGUCAUGUCAGAUGGUUCAUUAUAAGUGCUGAUCUUCAGCAGAUUAUAUGGGAAACUAUCAAUUUUUAGUGAUUUUAUUCUUCUUUAUUAAUAUCACUAAUUAUUAUCCCAAAUUCUAGUCUGAAUACAAUCCACUAAAGCGCCAUAAAAUUAUCAUAAAAUGAACUAAAGGAACCAGUGAGAACUGAAAGCUGCUGCAGACUGAAACACCAGUUCUUGCAUGGCUGCUGCUGCCAAUUAAAUCACUGCAUCCACUCUCUGAAUGAUGUUGCUCCAUUUUUCCAUUUUCUGCCUCCUCCUCAGCUUCUGCUUACUUUCAAUAAA
Messenger RNA from Lates calcarifer (barramundi perch), 1303 nucleotides. It is a transcript of the gene he2, whose product is annotated as high choriolytic enzyme 2-like 1. Gene Ontology annotation, molecular function: zinc ion binding; metalloendopeptidase activity. Gene Ontology annotation, biological process: proteolysis. The coding region runs from base 69 to 923 and encodes 284 amino acids. The record is from RefSeq and is a predicted model, not a curated record. The transcript has 9 exons. NCBI's taxonomy places the organism in Eukaryota, Metazoa, Chordata, Actinopteri, Centropomidae.